AUUGUUUGUAAUGUUUUAUGAAUAAAUUUAUCUUCAGAUAAACAGCACUGCAACGCUGGAACGAAUCUCAUGUUUCUCAAGAUGUCUGUGUUUCGAAAAGAUAUCAAACCAUUUCCAAUCAAUAUCAUUUUUGACGUUCCUAAUGUUCUCGACAAGGUCUAAGAAAUGAAUGGUCCCCAUCAAUUGAAUUGCGCCAGACAAGACUUUCUAGUCCUCAAAGGGACCGGAGAUGAUCCAUUUGCUUUUUACAAAUUUGACAUGGAGGGAUACGUUACUGGGUUUGGAAAUCCUGAUUGGGCACGUACUCAUUCGGCUGCUACGACAACAGCUCCUGCUGUUUUGGCUGUGUUAAGUGGAGGUGCUACAUGUAUGGGUAGAACUGUCAUGGAUGAAAUGGCAUACAGUAUAAAUGGAGAAAACAAGCAUUAUGGGACUCCAAAAAAUAUUUGUUCGCCAGAUCGGUUGCCUGGAGGAUCUUCAAGUGGAUCAGCUGUUGCAGUUGGUGGAAUGCUGAUAGAUUUCUCCUUGGGCACCGAUACUGGAGGAAGUGUAAGAGUUCCGGCUUCGUACUGUGGGAUUUUAGGGUUUCGGCCUUCUCAUGGUGUUGUUUCAACCACUGGGGUCAUCCCUUUGGCACAAAGUCUCGACACUGUUGGGUGGUUUGCUAGGGAUGCCGACAUCCUAAACCGAGUCGGACGGGUAUUAUUGCAGUUGCCUGAGGUGGAACCUGUGAAACCUACUCACAUCACUAUUGCAGAAGAUUGUUUCCAGCUUCUAAGCAUCCCAAGUCAACGAGUUACUUUAGUCCUCGUUAAAUCGGUGGAGAAGCUAUUUGGUGGUCACAUUUUAAAGUAUGUGUGCCUUGGGGACUAUGUUAAAGACAACGUUCCGACUUUGAAGCAUUUCAAGGGCGAGAGACUGGAGGAUCAAGAAUGUAAUGUUGCGCCCUUGGCUGCUCUCUCAAGUGCCUAUAGGCAGCUUGAAAGGUCCGAAUUCAAGAACAAUCAUGGUCGGUGGGUUAGUACAGUCAAACCUGAUUUGGGUCCUGGUAUAUCAGAAAGAGUGUGGGCAGCCGUGAGGUCAACAGAUGAAAAUAUCGAUGUUUGCCACUCGGUGAAGACUGAACUACGUGCUGCUCUCACUACUCUCUUAGGGGACCACGGUAUCCUAGCAAUCCCCACAGUUCCAGGGCUUCCACCAAAAUUGCAAACAGAGCCAUCUACAUUGGAAACAUUUCGUUUCAGAGCUUUCAGCUUGUUGUCUAUUGCUGGAAUGUCUAGCUUCUGCCAGGUAAGCAUACCACUAGGAACGUAUGACAAUCUUCCCGUGUCAGUUUCCUUGUUAGCGAAACAUGGAUCAGAUGGGUUCUUGCUGAAUCUUGUUGAGACGCUUUAUGGAACUCUCAAGGAACAAGUUGAAAUUGCUCAGGAACUGAGUUACUGAAGUUCUUAACUUGUUAAUGUAAACUUCUAUUUCUUACUGUAUUUGAAUAAAUAAGAGCGGUGUUGCAUUUUUACAUUUCACGACCGUACAUGUUUAUGACCUAACCUUGACUCUUGACAGCUAAACAUCUUGUAUUUUUCUCCAAUAAUUGAACAGGGAAGCCUUCAUAGUUAUAAACAAUAUAUUAUGGCGGGAUCGUUAUUUCAAUGGACAA
Messenger RNA from Rhododendron vialii, 1657 nucleotides. RefSeq names its product amidase 1-like. NCBI's taxonomy places the organism in Eukaryota, Viridiplantae, Streptophyta, Magnoliopsida, Ericales, Ericaceae. Bases 166 to 1443 code for a protein of 425 amino acids. The transcript is spliced from 9 exons. The record is from RefSeq and is a predicted model, not a curated record.